UAUUUCCUUAUCCGGUUUACGGUGUACACGCAGCCACGGCACGGCACGCCUCGUCUGCAAUUCCGAGAUCCUUUCGCCAUUUUUGUUAUUUUCCGAUGCACCGGCGUCCACUUUUCCCCUGAAUUUGAUGCAGUUUACUCCACUUUGAUGACGGAAGUGUUCUUCACUUGACUCGCGGAGUAUCCUGUCGCAAAAUGUCGGGACGUUCUUCGCAUCGGGACGGUCCAUCUGAUUGUAAGGUGUAUGUAGGAGAUUUAGGUUCCUCUGCUUCUAAAGCUGAUUUAGAAGAUGCUUUCUCUUACUACGGGACUCUCCGCAAUGUGUGGGUUGCUCGUAACCCACCUGGCUUUGCAUUUGUUGAAUUUGAAGAUCCCCGAGACGCUGAUGAUGCUGUGAGGGGCCUUGAUGGAAGGAUGGUCUGUGGACGCCGUGUAAGAGUUGAACCAUCUUCUGGAACAAGGACAGGUCGCUUUGGUGGCUUUGGCCCUCCAUCUAGAGGAAGUAGAAAUCGUCCAUUCCAUCCUGAAGAUCGCUGUUACGAGUGUGGUGAUCGAGGGCACUAUGCCAGAGAUUGUACAAGGUUCCGGAGAGGAAGUCGAAGGUCUGGGUCCAGGUCCCGCGACAAGCGUUCCCGGUCUCGCAGCGACUCCAGAUCCCGGUCGCGGUCGCGCUCCAGGUCGCGCAGCAGGAGGCGCUCCCGCUCCAGGUCCAGGUCCAGGAACAUAAAGCGCUCCAGGUCCAAGUCCCGCUCCCCCUCCCGCAACAAGCGCUCCUCCCGCUCCCGCUCCAUCUCCCGAAGCAAGAAGAGGUCCCGGUCCCAUUCCAGAUCUCGGUCCCGCUCCAAGUCCCGCGGUGCCAAGAAGGCACGCUCCAAGUCCCAUUCCAGAUCUCGCUCCAGGUCCAAGUCCCCCAAGACCAAGGCCAAGUCCAAAUCCAAGUCCCAUUCCAGGUCUCGGUCCAAGUCUCCUAAAGCCAAGUCCAAGUCCCGGUCCAAAUCACGUUCCAAGUCCAGGUCUAAGUCUAGAUCCAAGUCUCGAUCCAAGUCCAGAUCCAAGUCCAGAUCAAAAUCAAGAUCCAAGUCCCGUUCCAAGUCUAGAUCCAAGUCCCGUUCGAAGUCUAGAUCUAAAUCUAGGUCUAGAUCCAGGUCUGCAUCCAAGUCAAAAACCUCCCCAUCUCCUCAGCAGGAAAAUGGCAGUGCUGAAUGAUGUCUUUGUGAUAGUGGGCAAGACUUCUUUUUGUUUUGUUUUUAAUGUUGAGUUCUUGCACUCACUGUUAUAUUUUCAUUCAUUUUAUGGAUAACUGAACAACAAUGCACCUGAGUGUUUUUCCUAGUUUGUGAGUCACAGUCAAAUGUGUCUUAUUUUGGUACUUGUCCAGUACUUGGCAGGGGGAUUCUGUCAUUUAGAAUUACUGAUGAUGUGCAAUAUUACCAUGUGUAUAUGUUCUCGUAAAUGUUAUAAUAUAUAAUGGCAAAUGUUUUUGUGUGUGGGUGAUGUGUUUAGCAAUCGUUCUGUGCAAAUUAAGUAAAUUGACAAAUGGAAUCAAUACAAUUUGAGUUAAUACCAACA
Messenger RNA from Thrips palmi, 1568 nucleotides. RefSeq names its product serine/arginine-rich splicing factor 7-like. The coding region runs from base 195 to 1205 and encodes 336 amino acids. Gene Ontology annotation, molecular function: RNA binding; zinc ion binding. Lineage: Eukaryota; Metazoa; Arthropoda; Insecta; Thysanoptera; Thripidae. The record is from RefSeq and is a predicted model, not a curated record. The transcript is spliced from 6 exons.